GAAAACUAAUUAGGAAUGGAGGAGGUAUUAUUUAAUUUUCAUAUUAUAUUGUUAAUGCAUUACACGUAUUACCUACCCUUUCCUUUUCUUCUUCUUCCCUAGACUAGUUUUGUAGCUCUAUCUUCCUUAGAGAGAGAGAGGGGUAUAUCAUAUGAAAUUACUUUGUUGGGUAAAAAGCGCUCACUUUCCAGAUCAGUUUCUCCUACCAAUUUAAGGUUGGGAUUUGGGAAUUUGAUGAGAUCCAUAAAGUGUCAAGAACCAAAGACUAAAUUCUUUGGUCCUGAGUGCUCCAGUGAUUGUGUUAAUUAAGGCUGUGAAGAGGUUUAAGGAAGAUCCUAGUAAAAGAUCCUUGUGUUGGGUUUGUUUUUGUAAUUUGGAAUAAGGAUGUCUGCAGCUCAAGAUCAACUGGAGAUUAAGUUUAGACUGAUUGAUGGAACAGAUAUUGGUCCAAAGAGUUUUCCUGCAGCGACAAGCGUGGCAACGUUAAAGGAGAACAUCCUUGCUCAGUGGCCUAAAGAGAAGGAUAACGGUCCGCGGACAGUAAAAGAUGUGAAGUUAAUCAGUGCCGGAAGAAUAUUGGAGAACAGCAGAACAGUGGGUGAAUGCAGAAGCCCGUUAUGUGAUAUUCCAGGAGGGGUUACGACCAUGCAUGUAGUUGUUCAACCACCAGCUCAGGAGAAAGAGAAAAAAGCAUCAGAUGACAUGAAGCAGAAUAAGUGCCUCUGUGUUAUACUAUGAUAUUCAGUUCCAAGAGUGGGAUGGUUGGCGGCCAUAUUCAAGAUAAAGACUGGUGGGUUGUUAACAAUAAUGAAGAAGGUGAAGUAGUAACAAGCAUUAGUUGUUGGCUUGCCAUCCAUUCUCAAGAUCGUGUACGGUCUGGUCUUAUUUUCUUUUGUAUUUGCUCUUUCUUUUUUAGUGCUUGAUGGGUGCAAAGUCCAUUCUGCACUGAUUGAAAAUUUGUGUUGCUUUCAAGUAUACCAUUUCAUAUCUGUAGGACUGUUGUCUGUACAAAAUACGAAAUUGACUCGUUGGCUGAAUUCAUAAUUUAAUCUUGAAUAUCUUCUUACA
This is a messenger RNA of Capsicum annuum, 1068 nucleotides long. Its product is annotated as membrane-anchored ubiquitin-fold protein 2. The transcript has 5 exons. Bases 385 to 738 code for a protein of 117 amino acids. The record is from RefSeq and is a predicted model, not a curated record. Lineage: Eukaryota; Viridiplantae; Streptophyta; Magnoliopsida; Solanales; Solanaceae. Gene Ontology annotation, molecular function: protein binding.